Periconia digitata is the source of this 4068-nucleotide messenger RNA. The record is from the annotation of a GenBank genome assembly. Lineage: Eukaryota; Fungi; Ascomycota; Dothideomycetes; Pleosporales; Periconiaceae.
UCCACGUCAACGUGCCUGAAGAAGAAAGCGACCCAACCAGCCGACAUCCACAACGCAUCCAUUUGAUCCAUUACAUCCACCCACCCACUCUCGCUCCCUCACACAGCCCACUCGCAACGACCAGCGCAUUCACCGCAUCACACCACUACGCACAACGCUCAACCCUUUUCGCACCGUUCUCCGCUGCCUCGACCGCUGUCCAAGGCUACCAAACUUCAGCUAUCCUUCUUCCUACCUACCUACAUACGUCCCUUCCAGGUACCCAGCCAGCAGCAGAGUAUACUCCCGCGCUACCAUACUCCACCACACCCACACGGUGCUGUGCUCCAUCACAUCCUAGCGACAGUCCCUUCUUCAGUGUCCAGAUGGAUAGCCGUCUGCCACGCUGAUAGGCCCUUCGAUCCGUUGUACCCUUCCCCUCACUCUUCAUCCAGCACAUGAAGGCCGACAUCCAAUCGCACGUCCUGGUAGCCGCGCUUGUGCAAGGUUGAAGCGGUUGCAACUCGAGUCCCGCUUUGCCUUUGCCUUGACCUGCCUUGCAUUGCAUUCGUUCUCUCAUCUUGCUCUAUUGCUUGAUUGAUCGAUCGGCUGCCUGCCGCUUGCCCGCGUAGCUUACCACCGCCCACGGUUCCCGCCGCCGCCGCCGCUACUACCCACACCUUCCACCCCUACGCUAUACAGACUGCGCCGCUCGGUUGGUUUCCGUUACUAGGGGACCACUGCUGCCCGACGUUACGAUGCUGGGCUCAACGUCGGAGAGUCGUCGCCGCAGCAAAAAGGACAAGGACCCGGACAGAGAGCGCUCUAGUCCCAAGUCAAAAGACAAGGAUCGUGACAGAGAUCGCCACAAGAGCAGCAAGUCGUCUCGCUCCUCGGGCACUGCGCGCAAGACUCGCUCUUCCACCUCCAAGGACGACGACACCGAACGUGACCGUACCCGGGACGCCGCAUCACGAGAGCGCACAUCGUCGACCACUUCGGUCCCCAAGAAUCUGUCGGUCGUACCAGAGAUGGAUAGAAGAGGGUCGCUGGGGAUGGGUUCUGCGAACGGUUCCCGCUCCAGUCUUUCGUACCCCACCCUUUCGAAGACGCACGCCAAGGAGAAUAUAUAUUCACGCGCUGCCACAGCAGCAGAUCCGGUUGAGAGGAAGCGUUCGCCAUUCACACCAAAUGCGACUGACGCUGGCGACGACACCAACGAUAACGAGAAGGAGAAGACAUCCCCCCCGGCUCCUACACGAGCGCCGCCCAGUCCACCCCUCACCGCUACCAACGGCGCGGACUUGCGCAAGACGGCCAGUGCCAACAGCAUGAGACGGAACAACCCUGAGACUAUUCAGAAAGAGAUGGAGGCAGGCAGGCGGAGCGUCGAGAGUGGAACGAGGUUGACUCCAGAGCCUCGAGGACUAUCACGAUCCAGUGUAAGAGAUGGAGAGGUGGACGGCACAGACAUGACUUCGACCACCAGUAGUCAGCCCAGCACUAUACGCGCAAAGUCUCCAAAGGUUGCGCCCACCAAGACGAAGAGCGCCGGUACCUCGAGCGUGCGAACCUCGAGACGGUCGACACCUGUAAAAGUCAAGUCACGACAGGCGUCUGUAGUCACACAGUCGACUGGUUCUGACGCAACCUCCGUCCCGCCACAGUAUCAGCCCUCGCGCAAGGUAGUCGACACUUCGCCCACCAAUUCCGAAGUCUCGCCCGCAUCCAUCAUCGAUUCCUCUCCUCGAACUCCUACCCAGCACUCUGUCCUUCCAUCCGUGAUAUCGGCACAAAAGGUGCCCAGACCGCCCACAGUGGAAAUCGUAUCAGAUCCUCUGUCUCGUGCUCAGUCUACAGACUCGGCGUAUACCCAGCAAUCCUCUACUCCUCCGCCACCCCCACCUCCCCCUGCGCUUGGUCUUGUAGAUCCACCGAGGGUUGAUUAUCUCCUGCAAAAUGGAGGUCUAACACGGCCGGUGCCACGCACACUGUUGGCUGCCAUGGAGGGCACGCCCGUGACCGGUUACAGUCAGUACAUGUCACCACGAGUUUCAGGACCUCAAUCGCACGAUGCUCGCGCCUUCUUUAACCCUCUACAAAAGUUGCUCGAUGACUACAAUGCUGUGAUCGAUACCAAUGGCUCAUUGGCAGUUGCUACCGGUUACCGAUCCGUUGCACGCCGUCUACUUGAUCGACUAGAGGCCGUCUUCGCUCGCAACAUCUCUUCAGAAUACUGUGGAUGUCUCAUGUGUCUAGAUCAACCCAUUCACGAAGAUGCCGCGGGUGUAAACUGGGGUGAGAUUCUGGAACUGGUAUCGGGGCGAUGCGAUCUGCCCAACUGGCCACCCGUCGAUGAAGGUGCAAAAGGGCUGGGCAUAGGCUCUUCUCUGGAGGAUCCCUGCCAGCGCAUCGACGUCGACGUACCAGAACAAUACCGUGAGCACUAUGCCCAGCAGUCACGGAAAACCAAGGUUGCCGUUCAAUCUUGGCUAUCGAGCCAGCAAGAAGGCGUGCCCGAGGAUGCUGAUGACGAGACCCUCACGUUCGCUAUGCUUACCCGGCUCGAGCAACAUCAAAGACCGCUGUUCUAUGCAAUUCUGUAUGGUUUGGAAGAACUCCCUAAUCCUCGAACCAAGCCUGAGAACACAGCGACACCACCUUAUCUAGCCAAAGCAGGACUUGCCCUCCAGCGACUCUAUCGCCUUUACUCACCUCCCCGCAACCAGCUCGUUGUCAUGUACCUCAUCAGGAAUCCCGACAUGCACAACACUCUGGCCACUCUGUCUGCUGUAACGAAACACGAAUGGGAAAUUCUCGUCUCAGGCCGUUUCGACGGGUUCCUCUGGUCCGGCGCGGAGACAGCACUUGGUGAGAUCCCGCCCACUGACGGACCCCAACGGUUCGCCUCUCCUUUCAGCGCGCAAACCCCAUUCUCCCCCUUCAGCCCAGGCCCAUCUCCACGUCCAGGCUCGGCCCGUCCCGGCUCCACACGACCCGGUUCUACACGGCCACCAGGUGGCCCCGCGCCCGUGCAAAUUGACGAAGAUACCGAGGUGGCAGUUCUUGCUGAAGUGGAGCGUGAGAUCUACCUAGGCAUGGAAGCGAUGGAGGAUGCGUUCGAAGCGUUGCACCUAGCAGCCGAAAACGUGCGACGGCGGCUUCGUGAGCGCGGCGCAGCUCUCUCCAUGGUUGCGCAGGCCCGUGGGGGCGUUCACGCGGGCGGCAUCGAGGUCAGGACCGGUACACCGGCCUCGAUGCGUGGGGAUGCAGAUGAGGGACUCGAUGAUCUCAGGAGUGAGAUUGGGCCCGAUGACAGCGCGAGCAAUGUCAGUCACAAUCGCAAGAGGAGGGGUCAUCGGGCGAGGGAGCGACGUACGCCGGCGCCUGAAAGGGUCGAGGAGGUGGACGAGGGGCAGGCUGGCGCUGGGAGCAGCUUGGCAGAGAGGGUGAGAAGAAAGUACUAAACUCGUGUUAAAGGAGCUGUUGUGGUCAUGUUUCAUCCGGGUUAUUCUUUGAGUCAGUCGAUGCUGGGUUCUUUCUUCAGCGAUAUCAAAAGGCGAUUGGCCAAUGGACGAAUGAUGGAGCGAAUGAUUUGAUAUGAUAUGAUUGAUAAUGGCUAGCAAAUGGCUGCAUGGGAGGUCGCAUACCUGGGCUUUUUAUUACUUUUCCUUUGCUGCUUUCUUUUUUAUCUUCUUCACUUUUCGUUUCGUAGUCGUAUGCAGAUUCAUAUGGAUACCCCCUUCUUUCUGUUCGAUACCAACUUUCUUGCCAUUGGUUUGCCGAUUUCUCUAUGCUAUGUUACAUUGUAGGAAUGUGCCUGCUGAUUGGGUGUCACUGAAUGAGGAUGUGAGAGCGUGACAUGUGUAAUUCCCAGCGAUUAUAACACACGAUCAAUAGUACUUUUAGUUGAUCUUUGUCUCGGGUGCCCUCCAUUUCUUUUUUUCAUAACGAUGCUCGCUGGGCUAUGACAUAAGCAAAAUGCCCCAGGCGCGACGGGACUAUGAUGACGUUUGACGAGAGCUUGCUGUGGUCCACACUCGGCUCCUUCUUCAUGGUCAAGGGGCUACAAUCAUUGUCAAUUCCAAC